CGUGUCAUGGCCCGAUAGUCGCCGCUGGCCCCGCGAUUGCCAGCGAUUGCUGAGCGGUCGCUCGCGAGUCGUUCGACCCCCAAAUUCGACCGAGGUCGAGGGUGUCUCCAGCGACGGGUCCCGACGGAUCGCAGAGGUGUCCCGCCAUGGUCAGGAGUCGACGCGGACGGGGAGCGGUGUCGCGUCGAACGUGACCGAUGAGGACCGUACCGUGCUCGCUGGAUGAAAGUGCGCAUCCCGGGGGCCGCCGGCGGCGCGAGAUAAACGAUGUUCGGCAAAAAACUUCACGUGGACGUCAAAAAGUCUACGCUCAAAAUUCAGGAUGUAAAGAAAGACAGCGCUACCAGGUUUAAGCACCUGAAGAUCGUGCUCGAAAAUGUUGACAUUGACGAAGCAAAAGGAUUUUUUGAGGGCAACUUCAGUCACGUUUAUUUUAUCCUGUAUGACUGUUUCGUGUCUGCCGAAGCAAAUCUACGACAACGAGUGCAUAAAGCACACAGAGAGGAGUUGGAGCAAGUUUUGCAACUACUGGAAAAAGUCCUGACGUUGCUUCCCGAAUUACUGAACAGACGGUGGCAGUGUCAUAGUAUAGCAAGGAUAUUACACAAGCUCCUUCACCCAGGAAAUAGUUGGAAAUUGCGUAGACAAGCCAUUAGGUACUUUAUACUCUGGUAUCAAGCACUAGGUGAUAACGCUCCUGAUCACAUACACCGAAUGUUCGUUAGCUUGGUACCUGGUUUCCCUCCGAGCCAACAUCUCGCUCAUCAAAAUGACCGUAAAAUCGAAGGCAAACGCGAGAAACCCCCUAGAACGAUCAAUUGCGAGGAGAAGGAAAAAAGGGAAUUCUAUGAUACCCAUUUGGGACAAAGCAUCUUUCACGAUGGUUGUCCUGCCCAGGGUCCUGUCGGUCAAGUCGACAACGGGCCGGUAUUGCCACCGCAAAGUGGCGAAAAGCCCUUGGAUAACGAGACCGUUAGAUUCCUGGAAUCCCUCCUCGAGUUCAUGGUGACGCAAGUCGUAAAGAUCGAAUGGAGGGACAAACACACGAGACAAUACAAGGCCUUUCAGUUUUUGUUGGAACGAUUUAAGGCCACUUAUCUGCACUACAUUUGUCCCGAUUUUAAUGAGAAUUUCUCGCUGUACAAACCCAAUCUGGAGUUACCGGUGUUGCGGAAACCUUCCGCUCAAAGUCAGGACAAUUACGUGCUCUGUAAAGUAGCCCUCGUUAAAUGGAUAGCCAGUUUUACUCACAUCACCAGGAAGGAUGGCCCCUUUGCACACCUGUCGCAGAGCACAAGUCCGAGCGAUGAAAACGCGACAGAGUCGGAGCUACGCCGAGUUUCGGUUACUCAAAAUUCCAGCGACCCGAAUGCGCACUCGCCCGAGUCGAGUCUGUCGUCUCAGCACGAGAGUCAAAAUCAAAGUCAAGAGGACAGUGCGGUGUCUGCACUCGCUCUCGUAAGGGAGGUCCUUUAUGGAAGUCGCGACAACGUGAACUUCGUUCACGAGUUGUACAGGCAGGCGUUUCUCUUGGACUUUACUCAUGCCGGGGCGAUACGGAAAGCCAUUGCGGUGUAUAAGGACUGGAUACAAAUGAACGAAAUACCACCCUUUCUGCUGGAACCGUUGGAUGGGCACAAGGACCGAGACACCGAGGACGGUCAAAAGAAAGAACUCGAUACCGAUAGGAGCCCACCCGAGAGCUAUCGACAACCGCGGCUAAGAAACGACUCAUAUCUCGGAGCGAUACAUCGCGAGAAUUUAUUUGUGAGAGCGGGUUUACAAAAUGUCUUGCAGGUAUUUAUAACGCAGGCAUCGAAUGUCUUCUUCCUAGAGAGCCCGGGAGGGAAUGCGAACGCUGCCCUUCUCGAAGAACAAACCGACAGCUGUAAAAGAGUUUUGAACGUGUAUCGCUACGUCGUUAUGCAUGCCAGACUUGAGCCUGCCACUUGGGAACAAUUGCUCAGGGUGCUGCUGCAAAUCACCGCGCUGGUAUUGGAUGGGAAGGCGCUGCGGCGGAAACACCACGAGGGAAUAGGUGGAAAGUUAGCGCCCGCCAUCUUUCAGACGUUGAUCGUCACGUGGAUAAAGGCAAAUCUGAACGUUGUAAUUUCCGCGCAGCUCUGGGACCAAUUUCUCGAGGUGCUGACAUCUCUCACGCAAUGGGAAGAAUUGAUUCAGGAGUGGGCGAAAACAUUGGAUACUCUAACGAGGGUUUUGGCAAGACACGUGUACAACCUGGAUUUGAAUGACUUGCCGCUAGACAGACUUAGCGAACAAAAGUCAAAGAGACGCCGAGGCGUCGGGAGUCGGGCCGCAUCGGCAGGAAGUGUGCAACCUCCCCGCAGAGGAAGCGUCGACCAGGAGAUCAAUGUUAUCUCGAAGGACCACGUCUCCGAUCAUCCUUUAAGAGACCCAAGGAAGAUCAGGCCGUUGCCGAGGAGCGCCAGUGACAACUCAAUUUACGUCGGUAAGAGUCGCAACAAGAUGCACAAGGGACGAACGCAUUCUACCAAUGCCGGCGUUCCAGCUAUUCCGACUUUUAUAGAGCAAGAUAUGGCCAGGAUGGUUCGAUCUAGUGGCUUCAGAGUCUCGGGAUCCAGCACGAAAUUGUCGCCGAGCAGACGUGCUAGGUCCUUGGACAGCGUCGUCGUGAUGGACAGCGAUCCUCCGACUCCUCGAUGCCCCUCUCCGACACCGAGCAGCGGUGUCGACAGUAACAAGGAUAGUCCCAUUCAGAUCGAAAAUAUCGACGGCAGCAGCAUAGGUAUCUAUACAAAUGAUGCGUCGGAGAGAAGGUCCGUCAUGGCCGGAGGUGGAGUCCGCGGCUGGUUACCGGAUGUUGCGGUCGUACUGUGGCGACGAAUGUUAUCGGCCCUUGGAGACGUGAACAGUAUUCAAGAUCCCACUCUUCAUGGCAGAGUCAUGGAUUACCUUGUGCAACUUACGCAAACUAUGAUUAAGAUACGGAUGAAUCAAGGCGUUUCCGGUGACAACCAAGCGACUCCACCGGCCCCUGAACUUGUCCCACCGUUGACGGUCAUAGCUCCAUGGUGCUUUAAGGCCAUCCAAUUGCCCCAGCAAUACGAGGUGGGAAAACUGGCAGCAUAUCGGUUGAUUUGUAUGCUAACUGUUCAACCGUUGGAUAUUCCUUUGCCGAAACAACACUUGACUCUCUUCUAUAGAGCCGUGCAUACCGGUAUCGUUAGCAACGAUAUCAAGGUAUUGCAUACGAUUAUUAAGCAUACAGGACCGAGGUUAUUCAGCUUAAAACUUCCCGGAUCCAGCCUCUUAAUUUAUGAUUACAUUCACUCGGCUAGCGUGAUUCUAAACAGUCAAGAUAUAGAGGCGCCGAGAACCGAAGCUGUUUCGAUACUAGGGUCGUUGCUAUCGCUUCCUUCUACCGUGACAAAAUUGCCUGUCUUGCAGCCGAAUGGAACGGACGUGUCAACCAUAACUUGUCCUGAUAUCAAGGAGCACAUAGUGACGAUUCUCUUAAAGACUUGCAGACAGGAACCUACGGGAGUCGCAAGAUGUGUCGCUAUUUCCAGUGUCGGUAUGUUCGUCUAUCGGGAGUUAUGUUGCAAAUCGCAGCAUCCAAAAAUACCGGAAGCUAUUACGGUACUCCUCUUGGCGAUUACGGCUACGCAUCCGACCGUGGCUCAAGUUGCGUGCGAUUGUCUUCUUCUGCUGUGCGACGAGGCGGACACGUUGUUAGAAUUUUACCCCAACAUUCCUGCUAAAAUUAUUCAGGUAUUAUCGGAGACACUUGGCCGUAGAGCCGGACGCGAGGAACGCGCACCUCUAAAUAUAUCCAUGUUAUUUUGUUUGGGAGAGUGGGCGAUGCAUCUGGGACCUGGCGUGCUGUUGCGUGAAUUCCAAGGAACAUCCUUGUUAUUGACCUUGUUUACAGUAUUGGACAACUUGGUACAACGCAAAGUCGACACUGAUUUUUGGGAUACGGAGAGGAAUCAUCAGCACGAUGGCGACUUCGACCCGGACAUCAGUCUUGACAAUUUACUCGACGAAACGCACGGAAAGUCCCCUCGACGCGGAAACGUUCGAUCAGUUCGAUUGGCAGCUAAAAUGGUCUUAAUGCAUUUGGUGAACCACUUGGGCCACUUCCCGAUGGGCAUCGGUGCGGCACGGUUGUCAUCCAUGGUCGUGGAGCUGGACGACGUGCCCGGCAUAGACAGCGACGAGCUCUCUUCGGCGGUUUUCCAAGCGCCGAAUGUGCAGCUCUUGAUGCUCUCUAAUUCCAUUAUAAUGUCGUUAAUCGAAUUGGCCGCUUUAGACGCUCCUGGCGGUGGAGGUGUUACCGCCGGGUUGACGACUGCUCCGUCUACGGUCAGAGUCUUAUUGAGAGAUUUAGCUGGUAAAGCUUCCUGGGACAGUUCGAUCUUGUACAGUCAACCAUUUACCGAGGAUGAUUCAACGACGCCAUAUCCCCCAUCCGUAGUCGAAUGGAGUGGCGACUUCCAUAGAAAAAAUCCGUCCAAUGUUUCGUCGUUGCAAAGCUGCCUACCUCGCCACACUCUGAGACACCGCGACCCCAACGUUCUUCCUACAUACGAAAACGCUGCAAGUGACAUGGAUAAUUUAGACGAUCUUCUGCAGUAUAUAGGUCACACGAGUCCGGAAGUCUUGACAAAUCCAGAAUUAUCGCUCAAUGCCCCAGCCAGCCCACCUCAGGGACAUUACUUCGAAGGCGAAGUCAUCGCCACCAUACUGAACCAGAGAAACAUAGAACGGGAUCAUAUCGAUAGUUGUAGCCAGCAUGUCAGUACAUGGGUUCCCGCGGCGAAUCCGCCGAUAUCUCGUAUUCCGCCUGCGCCUUUUCACCACUGCCGACUUCUAUUUUCGCAUCUCGGCCUGUCCGGAUGGGAGCAACGAAGAAAGCUGCAUCUACUCUCGAAAAACGAGAAACUCCUGCGGGAAUUGCGUAACUUAGACGGACAGCGGUCUCGAGAAACUCACAAGAUGGCUGUCAUAUACGUUAGUCAAGGCCAAGAGGACAAGAAUUCGAUAUUAAACAACGUCGCGGCUAGCAAAGAGUAUGAAAGUUUCGUCGCUAGACUGGCGUGGGAGGUCGAGCUUGAAUCGCAUACUGGCUUCAUGGGAGGAUUGAUUCCCGGCAAAGCUUCUGGCGCCACAGCGCCGUACUACGCGACAUCCUUCACCGAAAUUCUUUUCCACGUUGCCACGAGAAUGCCGUCCGAUAGUCCCGAAAGCCUGCUGCAAAAAACUAGACACCUAGGGAACGAUGAAAUCCACAUUGUAUGGUCCGAGCACUGGCGGGAUUACCGCAGAGACAUCAUACCGACGGAAUUUUGCGACGUUUUGAUAGUAAUAUACCCACUACCGAAGAAACUGUUUAGGGUCCAGAUAUCGAGGAAAGCGGAGAUUCCCUUCUUCGGGCCGCUGUUCAACGAGUGCAUCGUCGAAGACGCCGUCUUGCCCGGAUUGGUCAGGGGAACCGCUCUGGCGGCUAGUAGAGCCAAGAGGUCGACCCUGACUUUGUACCAGCACUAUUACGAAGAGAGGGCGAGGUCCAUCGACACCGUUAUGAAGAACCACAAGGAGUCGACGACAUUCGAAGAGUUCGCCGCUAAUGUCUACUGUCCGGUGCAGCCACCGAGUCCCUUCAGCGGAGCGUCCUCCGUAUCCGGUUCGACGACCAGCGUGCAGUCGACGACAUCGACGAAUCUGGCAGCGGCGCUCAUAGACUCGCAUCAGGGCAGGCCUGGUCUCCGUAGUAAUUCCACGGCGAGCAGUGAAAACCGCGCGAACAGAGUUUCCGAUGGCAGUAGAGUGUGGUUUAGUGGCGAUACGCAGGACAGUGCGACCUUCCACGGGAUUUCACCGAGGCCCGUGAAAAAGAUGUCAUUCAAGACUGGACCGAAAUACAAGGGAAGCGCACAGUCCACGCCGCCGGAUAGUCCUAGAUACAAGUAGUCUCAGACUCGCGACACAUUCCAAUAUCUCGCCAGUCGAGGGUAGGAGCGAAGAUUCCUCUUAGGAAGUAAUCCCGAAUCGCCCGCGCGUUGAGAGCCGCUCUUGUAGUUUUAAACCCAAACGCUAAACCGUUGAUUCGUUUCGUCGAUUAGAUUGUCCGAGAAUGGUCGAUCGUGGUCGAUUUUAAACGGUCACUCCGACGGGGAGAUCGGACGGAUGCGGCGUUCGCAUCGAGAGGCGAACGGUCGAGUUAGCGUCUUUUCUUUUCCGUCCUUAGGCUUAAUUUCCUAUUAUUGCGUGUAUAUAGAUAUACAUAUGUAACGUUACGUGCUCGUGGCAGCACGCAAGCUAAUUUAUUGGUUGGGCUUGACCGACUGUUACGAAUAACACGGAUUGCCGGUCGCGUGGACAAGAAUCUACUCUCAUUGCAGAGUGCAAGUCCGAAUUCGUCUCGCAAUCUAAACGCCCUUAGUUUUCACGAAUUAACGUUAGGUCGUAUCGUCGCUUUUAUUUCUCUCUAGACGCACUAACGGGUCUCGAAAUGUAGCAUCGAUGUCGUUUACCGAAGUUCGACAACCUUUUUCGUGCUCUGCUCGCAUGAGUUUCGUGGGUUUAAACUUAUUUCAGUUAACGCCUGCAUUCCAUAAGCCUUUCGUUAAAAAAAAAAAAAGAACCCUUUUCAAGAGCAUUUUAUUAAUGAUUUCACGUCAUUCAAACUCGAGGCAUUCCAUGUUUUCUCUCCCGUGUGGGCGUCGAUCGAUGGAUGUGUUCGCGCAACUUGUUUUUUUAAAAGGCGUAGCGUGCAAUGCUUGGUAUAGAUACGGAGAAUGCGUAGGUCUUCAACAAUGGUUAUUUUUUACGUUUGCAUCUAUGCACGCAGGUCGAUGUAUGUACUACGUACAGAUACGUUAGAAUUCCCUUAAGAAAACCCCGCGUCGUGGAAACAAUGAAUUCGAGUGAUCGUUGCACAGGUGGAAUUUUGUAUCUAUCGUAGGUGCUGCUACCAAUCGAAGACCCGAUCGGCGCCUUACGUUAUCGGGCCGUUAUCCAUAUCAGAUACGAUAUAUUCAUACGUGGAACCUGUUCGUAAUUUCUUUUGAUAUUUCGAGAGGACUUUGCGUUGUCCUUGAAGCGUUGUUCGCGAUCCGGAGUCCGAAGAAGUUCGACCGUAACUGAGUCUUAUUUGAAUAAUGCCGCGACGAGCAUCCUCGGACGAGAGUAGGAUCGUUUGAACGUUGGCACGUUUUCAAAUUUACAGAUUACAGGAGAUUCCACCGGGUACCUUGAAGUACUAAUGAAAUAAGGUACGCUCUUCUGAAUAUACACGAAAGCAUUUUCUUACGAGUGUUAAACAACAGCGGAAUGAUUUUAGACUUCGAAAUAUCCUCGAGGUGGUGUUUCGAUGCCCGCUUCAUUGUAAGAAUGAUCUUAAUGUACUUUUUCAGAUAGUCGUUUCAUCGAAAGCAGCCAAAGCGUUAUUUUUUCACCGAUUUUUAGCCAAUUACAACGAAAAGGAGGAUGUAAUUAUUGUACAUACACUUAGAGCUGGUCGAUUGGAGUAAGAAAUCGCCGGAAAUGAUGACACUGUACUAUUAAUUCUUGAGAACAUUGGCUGGAAUUAUCACCAUGUAAAAAAACUUCGUUUCGCUGUGUUUAAAUAUUAUGCGUAAACGAAUUAUGACGAUUACUUCUAUACAAUUUCUUCCGUUAACGAUUGUACAUUAUUGCUGUAUCGUACUCUAAUAUAAAUUUAUUUUACGAAA
Messenger RNA from Orussus abietinus, 7718 nucleotides. Its product is annotated as ral GTPase-activating protein subunit alpha-1. Gene Ontology annotation, molecular function: GTPase activator activity. Gene Ontology annotation, cellular component: nucleus; cytoplasm. The record is from RefSeq and is a predicted model, not a curated record. Gene Ontology annotation, biological process: regulation of small GTPase mediated signal transduction; positive regulation of GTPase activity. The transcript is spliced from 27 exons. The coding region runs from base 268 to 5955 and encodes 1895 amino acids. NCBI's taxonomy places the organism in Eukaryota, Metazoa, Arthropoda, Insecta, Hymenoptera, Orussidae.